AUGGCUUCUCUUCCCUCGGGUUCAUGGUCAUCUGAAUCUGAUCCUCACGCUGUUUUAUUUCCAUUCAUGUCAAAAGGCCACACCAUCCCACUACUCCACCUAGCUCGCCUCCUCCUCUACCGCCGAAUCGCCGUCACCAUCUUCACCACCCCAGCCAACCGUCCCUUCAUCUCAAACUCCCUCUCCGACACUACCGCCUCCGUCAUCGACCUUCCUUUCCCUCAAAACAUCGAUGGCAUACCCGCCGGUAUUGAAAGCACCGACAAACUCCCCUCCAUGUCUCUCUUCGUCUCUCUCGCCACCGCUACAAAACAAAUGAAACCCAGAUUCGAAAAAGCCUUGGAGACUCUACCACAUAUAACUUUCAUCAUCUCCGACGGAUUUCUAGGCUGGACCCUAGACUCGGCCACCAAGUUUGGUGUUCCUCGGCUGGUCUAUUAUGGUAUGAGCAAUUUCGCUAUGACCAUGAGCCGAUUUGUGGUUGAGAAUCGGCUUCUCUUCGAAAAAGAGUCAGCCGAUGAGUUAUUCACGGUGACAAAGUUUCCAUGGAUCAAGCUCACAAGAAAUGACUUCGAACCACCGUUCACUGACCCUGAACCAAAGGGUCCUCAUUCCGAGUUCAUUUUAGACUCGGUCAUAUCAACCUCAAAAAGCUAUGGCCUAGUCAUGAACAGCUUCUAUGAGCUUGAGCAGCUGUACGUUGAUUACUGGAAUAGCCACUAUGAACCCAGGGCAUGGUGUGUGGGACCUUGUUGUCUAGCUGAGCCACCAAGUGUUGAAUUCGAAUCAGAAAAUUAUCAGAAACCACCAUACAUGCAGUGGCUAGACCAAAAGCUAGCUGAUGGAAAAUCAGUCCUGUACGUUGCAUUUGGGUCUCAAGCAGAAAUUUCCUCUGACCAGUUCCGAGAGAUCAAAAUCGGAUUGGAAAAAUCAGAAGUUAAUUUUUUGUGGGUUGUGAGAAGAAAUGAAUCUGAACUCGAUGAUGGGUUUGAAGAGAGAGUGAAAGAAAGAGGAAUUCUAGUGAGAGAUUGGGUUGACCAGAGGAAGAUUCUUGGUCAUUACAGCGUUCAAGGGUUUCUGAGUCAUUGUGGUUGGAACUCGGUGAUAGAGAGCAUAUGCGCAAAGGUUCCGAUACUGGCGUGGCCGAUGAUGGCGGAGCAACCAAUUAAUGCUCGGAUGGUGGUGGAGGAUAUCAAGAUAGGUCUAAGGGUAGAAACAUGCAAUGGGUCUGUGAGAGGGUUUGUGAAGUGGGAAGAAUUGGAGAAGAUGGUGAGAGAAUUAAUGGAGGGAGAGAUGGGGAGAGACGUGAGGAAGAAGGUGAAGGAAAUCGGUCAGAUGGCCAUCAAAGCUGUUGAAAAAGGUGGGUCGUCAUGGAAUACAUUAAAUGAGCUCAUUGAUGAGUUAAAAACACACCCAUGAGGGAGUUUUUUUUUUUCUUUCCAUGCUGCUCUGGUAACUGUUCCUGGAUUUACUUUUUUCGUAUAUAAUUUGAUCCAAUGUGUUGUUUGAGUAAAAAGGAAUAUAUAUACUUUAUCCAAUUGAGGUUUUCUACGUGUGAGCAUCGACAAAAUAUCGAGAGUUUAUCGGGCAU
Molecule: messenger RNA, 1591 nt
Organism: Ilex paraguariensis (yerba mate)
Lineage: Eukaryota; Viridiplantae; Streptophyta; Magnoliopsida; Aquifoliales; Aquifoliaceae
Source: the annotation of a GenBank genome assembly